This is a messenger RNA of Drosophila mojavensis, 2318 nucleotides long. RefSeq names its product LMBR1 domain-containing protein 2 homolog. The transcript is spliced from 3 exons. Lineage: Eukaryota; Metazoa; Arthropoda; Insecta; Diptera; Drosophilidae. Gene Ontology annotation, cellular component: membrane. The record is from RefSeq and is a predicted model, not a curated record. Bases 1 to 2148 code for a protein of 715 amino acids.
AUGGCCUACUUGCUGACCUUUGGCGUGAUUGGAUCACUCUUCCUGGCCAGCUUAAUGCUCUAUCGAUAUGGCAACAUUCCACGUCAACACAUCCUUGUCACACUGUCCGUGCUGACGGCCUGGUGUUUCUCCUUUCUGAUCGUGUUUACCAUACCGCUGGAUGUGACAUCGACCCUGUAUCGGCAGUGCGAGGAAAAACAUAAGCCGAUCCCAGAAUCCGAACUGGGAAACAAGGACAACGGCAGCAAUAUAACAACCACUCCCGCAAGCAACAAUAUACACCCAGUCGAAUGCCAGGAACCCUGGGGCAUGGUGCCAGCCUCAGUGUUUCCCAAUUUAUGGCGCAUCAUCUAUUGGAGCUCGCAGUUUCUCACGUGGCUUAUCAUGCCACUGAUGCAAUCAUAUCUCAAGGCGGGCGACUUCACCAUUAAGGGCAAACUCAAGUCGGCAUUGAUCGAGAAUGCCAUCUACUACGGCUCCUAUUUGUUCAUAUGUGGCGUGCUGCUCAUUUACAUUGCUGUCAAGGGCGUAUCUCUGGACUGGCAGAAGCUGAAAGCGAUUGCCUCAUCCGCAUCCAAUACUUGGGGUCUCUUUUUGCUCGUCCUGCUGCUCGGCUAUGCCCUGGUUGAGGUGCCCCGUUCGCUGUGGAACAAUGCCAAGCCGGGAUUUACGCUGCAAUACGCAUACUUUAAGGCCGCGAAGCUCAGCACAGAUAAGGCUGAGGCGGAGGAGCAUGUCGACGAUGUGCUGGAGUCGCUGCAGUGCAUCAGUCGCGCUGUGCCCAACAACCAUGAGCUACGACCGUGCGUCGAGACAAUAAUGCGAAAAGUGCCAAUCGAGCUGCAAGAAAGAGCCUCUCGAAAUUUCGCCCGCAGCGGUGGCAGCAGCAUGGGCGGCACUACCUCCACCAUUGUGCCCUCGGAGAAGGCACUCGUGCGCAUACACAAGCAGGUGAUCAAGUCCCUGCAGACACUGCAACGAACUGAGGCGUUGUGGAGCGUGCAGGUGAACACGGUGCUCCAUCUGGAGGACGUCGCCCGCAACGUGCACUCGGCUGAACGUCGCUUCAAAACGGAAUUCCCGCGCCAGCGAUCGCAGCUGGAACGAGUCUGCUAUAGCGCCACAAUACAAUGGUACUGGGAGUGCCUACUGAAGGCGCCGUUCCUCAAGGCCCUGUGCGUGGUGACGGCCACCAUGUCUGCCAUGGUCGUGUGGAGCGAGCUGACCUUCUUCUGUCGCCGGCCCGUGCUCUCGAUAUUCGCGAACGUCAUCAACGUAGCCAACUCGAACAACGACUUCUUCACCAUUGAGCUGUUCUCUAUGAUUGUGCUGUGCUACUUCUUCUACUGCACCUAUUCCACCAUUCUGCGCAUACGAUUCCUCAACUUGUACUACCUGGCACCACAUCACCAGACGAACGAGCACAGCUUGAUAUUCAGUGGAAUGCUGCUCUGCCGAUUGACCCCGCCCAUGUGCCUCAACUUCUUGGGACUCAUUCACAUGGACUCGCACAUAAUACAGAAGCGCAUUAUGGAAACAUAUUACACGCAGAUAAUGGGCCACAUGGACGUCAUUGGCAUCAUCUCCAAUGGCUUCAACAUUUACUUUCCCAUGUGCAUGCUGGCCUUUUGCCUGGCCACCUGGUUUAGCCUGGGCAGUCGGGCUCUGAAUGCAAUGGGCUUUCAGCAGUUCCUGCAGCAUGAGACGAUUGCAACAGAACUGGUGCAGGAGGGCAAGGAUUUGAUAGCGCGCGAGAAGCGACGUCGGCAGCGGGCUGAGGAGGCAAUCGCCAGGCGGCGCGACUUUUCCCGACCCGAUGCGCUGCCCAGCCAUGACUACAUCGGCAAAUACAGGGGCGGAGCGACUGGAGGUGGCCCAGGCAGUGGCGGCGUUGCUGCUGCAUUUGGCAGCAGUCGCACGCCGGCUGAUGGACUGCUGCGAGAUGGAGACGUCGGCUACGACUACGCCGCUGUGGCCUCCUCGUCGGCCCUGGGCGUGCCACGCUCACUGUCCGAGGAAAUCAAUGAACGCUUCGGGGUCAGCACUCAAAUGCAAGUGGGAUUCCGUGGCGCCAAUGAGCAGGACGAUGAGGAGAACGAACGUCGCAUAGUCGGGCCGCCACCGCGGGGACUUUUCGACGAUGUAUAGAGGGCUCGAAAUCUACAUUCUAUUGUAUUUUCAAAUGUGUAUUGCUGUAUAAGUCAAUAAGAUAUAUAUUAUCUCAAGUUCUUUAGUUAAUUUAAUUUACAUUUAAGCUUUUUCGCUGCUGUUCCUGUCACAAAUAUUCUAAUCAUUUAAAUAAACACAAUUAACGAAAA